GACGUCAAACUAAGAUUGAGACAAGUCGCUGAUGAUGUGUUUAAUUUAGCGAAAUAACUGAAAAAGCCUGCUAAUUAGAUUCUUACUAUGUUUCUACUUUACUGCUAGUGUGCAAAUUAAUAUAGAAAUGAAUUUCAAUGCUUCUAGAAAUGUGGGUCAGGCCGGGGGUCUGCGGAAGGCGAAGCGAGUGAGCGACGUGGCGGCGAUGGGCGCUCCGGCCCCGCAGCCGCCGGCGUACAGCCCUGCGCCCGGCUUCAGUCCUGCGCCGUCCUACAGCCCGACGUUUGGCGCGCCGCCGCAUCAGGAGGGCAUUCAGCUCGACGCCGGACAGGACUUUGGCGUACCACAGCAGCCCCCUAAUUAUGGUUACAUGGGAGGAUACCCUCAGUCUCCGAUGGCUGCCAUGGCCUCACCAGGUCAGAUCGGCUCUAUGUUGCAGCAACCUGUUGUACAGGACAUGGCGCUGCAGUACGGCAACCAGCUAGCGGCGGCGGGUCGCGAGGCCGUGCAGCGCGAGAUAGGCCGCUACGUGCCCGUCGCGCGGCUGCGGUACUACUUCGCGGUGGACACGCGCUACGUGCUGCGGAAGCUCAUGCUCAUACUGUUCCCCUACACGCACAAGGAGUGGAUGGUAAAAUACGACCAAGAGAGCCCCGUCCAACCACGCUACGACCUGAACGCGCCAGACCUGUAUCUGCCGACCAUGGGCUACGUCACCUACGUACUGCUGGCCGGGUUCAUGCUGGGCCUCCAGCACCUCUUCUCCCCCGAACAAAUCAGCAUGCAAGCGUCCAGCGCGCUCGCCUACAUCGUGUUCGAGAUGCUCCUCUACACAGUCACCCUGUAUAUAACGCAAACACACACGAACUUGCGGACGUUAGACCUGCUGGCAUACUCCGGAUAUAAAUAUACGGCCAUGAUAGCCAGUCUGCUGGCUGCGCUGCUCGCUGGCCGGACGGGGUACUACAGUAUGCUGGGGUACUGUAGUGUUGCGCUCUCAUACUUCUUGGUGAAGACGCUCCGCGUGCAGGUGCUGGCGGGCGCGGCGGCGCCGGAGCCGGCGGCGGCGCCCUACGGCUACCCCGCCCCCGGCGCCCCCUACCCCGCCCCCGGCAACCCCUACGCCGACGCCUACAAGCCCUCCGGCGGCACCAAGCGCCGCGUCUACUUCCUGCUGUUCGUGGCCGUCACGCAGCCGCUGCUGUGCUGGUGGCUCACCUACCAUCUAGUGCCCGCCGCGCUCUCCUCCCCCUACCCCUCGUCCUCCGCCUCCGCCUCCGCGCCCCCCGGCCCCGCGCCCCCCGCUGUCCCCACGCGAUAACACCGACUGAACGAUGUCGGAAAUGGUCUGUUGUCAGAUGGGACGUUUAGAAAAAAAGCCUCGUAGGAGGAUAUUAAUCUUGGCUAUGUUGUUUUUGGGCGAAACGCGACC
Cydia strobilella is the source of this 1432-nucleotide messenger RNA. It is a transcript of the gene Yif1, whose product is annotated as protein YIF1B. Gene Ontology annotation, cellular component: endoplasmic reticulum membrane; endoplasmic reticulum-Golgi intermediate compartment; COPII-coated ER to Golgi transport vesicle. The record is from RefSeq and is a predicted model, not a curated record. Bases 128 to 1321 code for a protein of 397 amino acids. The transcript is spliced from 7 exons. NCBI's taxonomy places the organism in Eukaryota, Metazoa, Arthropoda, Insecta, Lepidoptera, Tortricidae. Gene Ontology annotation, biological process: endoplasmic reticulum to Golgi vesicle-mediated transport.